GUACACCGAUUCUGAACGUACUUGUAAUAACAACUCCGAUUGUGCUUCAGUCACGUGUCCAUCCUGACAACCCGUUUGUUGGAUUGGUAUUUGUGAAUGCCCUCCUGGCAAGUAUAUGGCAUCACCUGAUGAUACCAACUGUGGUGUUGCUAAUCUCAUUGAAUAUUGCAAAGCAAAAUGAGAAGUAG
This is a messenger RNA of Eruca vesicaria subsp. sativa (arugula), 188 nucleotides long. NCBI's taxonomy places the organism in Eukaryota, Viridiplantae, Streptophyta, Magnoliopsida, Brassicales, Brassicaceae. The record is from the annotation of a GenBank genome assembly.